CAGAGACAGAGACGAGCUCAACAACAUCUCAGACAACAUCUCUCUCAUUUCACUCCUUCCACCUUCACCUUCUGCUACAGCCGGGCCGAGCGAGUCUCAGCACAUUCUGGGACAGGGAAAAAAGGAGAAAAGGAUAAAUCGGUCGGUUAAAGAACAUUGUGUUGUCAGAACUGAAGAGAAGGAGGCGGAUGCUCGGUAAACAGAUAAACAGCCUUAGUGUCGCUCCGGUGAUGUCUCACUAAAACUGCGUUCACUUCGACUGCCCUGUAACUGCACACUGCCCCGCACCUCCGAUUCAAGAUGGCCGCCACAAAGAGCGGCUCCGAGGGCAAAAUCGCCGGCCUGUACGAGCUGGAUCGCACGCUAGGGAAAGGCCACUUCGCUGUCGUAAAGCUCGCGCGUCACGUUUUCACUGGGCAGCUGGUGGCUGUGAAAAUCAUUGACAAGACCAAGCUGGACGGCCUGGCCAUGGGUCACCUGCUGCAGGAAGUAUGCUGCAUGAAGCUGGUACAGCACCCCAACGUGGUGCGUCUCUACGAGGUGAUCGACACGCACACCAAACUCUACCUCAUCCUGGAGCUGGGUGACGGCGGUGACCUGUACGACUACAUCCUGCGACAUGAAGGCGGAGUCGCCGAGCGCACCGCCAAAGUGCACUUCGCUCAGAUUGUGCGCGCCAUUGCGUACUGCCAUCGCCUGCAUGUAGUGCACCGAGACCUGAAGCCCGAGAACGUCGUGUUCUUCCGCCAGCAAGGGACGGUCAAACUCACUGACUUCGGCUUCAGCAACCACUUCCAGCCCGGAACCAUGCUCGUCACCAGCUGUGGCUCACUGGCAUAUUCUGCUCCGGAGAUACUGCUGGGAGAAGAGUAUGAUGCCCCUGCUGUGGAUAUUUGGUCUCUGGGUGUGAUUCUCUACAUGCUGGUGUGUGGACGCCCGCCGUUCCAGGAGGCCAAUGACAGUGAGACUUUGAUUAUGAUCAUGGACUGCCGGUACACCGUCCCAGAUCACGUGUCUGUGGAGUGUAAAGAACUGAUCUCACGGAUGCUGCAGCGAGAGCCGUCAAAACGAGCCCCUCUGCUAGAGAUCGAGUCUCACCCCUGGCUGCAGGGGGUGGAUGCGUCUCCGUCACCCGUCUCCCCUCACUGCAGUCUCUCUCCUCAGGAGCAUGAGCUCAUCCUGCAGGCCAUGAGCUCCGGAAACAUCGCUGACAGAGACACCAUACAGGAAGCCUUGGAGGCUGACCGUUAUAAUCACAUCACAGCCACGUAUUACCUGCUUGGGGAACGCAUCCUACGGGACAAACAGGAGUUGAAUGGUCUCAAUCCAGAGCAAAGACAGACACAAAGGCCCUUUUCUGAGCCUCUAGAUCUGGUGGAAGGCCGGAGUCCUCAGGCUGAUGCUCUCAGAGACACUUCUUUGGCUCCUGUCACCCAACUGGGUUCCGUGUCUCCGGGUUUCUCCCGACGGGGAGUGUGUGAGUCUGGAGACCUGCUGGCUCCCAAACCCAGCCGUCAGGACACAUCCUUUAGUGACUUUGGCAGUCCCAGUUCUUGCCUAGGUCUCAGUUUCCGCUCUGUACCUCCAGACCCACCUCCAGUGGUCAAAAGUCUUAGAGCUUUGCAUCAAAUUUGUGAGGAAGAAGAGGAGGAGGAAGAAGAAGAGGAAGAUCAACCUGUUGUACAGUGUAGCAAAGUCAUCUUGGUGCCACCAGCAGCGCCUCAUCUGGAAACUUCUCCCAAACAUUGUGCACUAUCGAAAGCGCCAAGUGUCUCAGAGAAGCUAGGGGGGAGAGAACAGGAAAAGAGCAAGGGACUUUGUGAAGUCUUAGCAGAGGACAAGGAGCUUAAAGGAGAGGGAAAAACAGUCACAGAGGUGUGUCAAGAGGAUGUCACCAGCAAAACAACAACAAAAAAUGAGGAGACAACAUCCCUGAUAGAGAAGCACUCAGAUAUGUUUGAAGAUAAGCAACAGAUGGACCAAAGCCUUCAGAAGACCAAUGGACCUCCACCAGCAGCCCAGGUUGAGAAGGACCACACUGAGGAAACCAGGAAACAAGGAAAAUCCCCUGACACAGCUGUAAAUGAGAGACAGAAAGACCAUGAGCAGCUAGUCGAGCCUCCAAUAAGUGGCAGGACUGAGGAGAAGAAUCAACCCGAAGAAUCAGACACAGCUAAACAUAAAGAACAGGACCAUAGUCUUUUGAAUCUGGCUGAACCACCAUCAGUAGCGCACACUGAGGCUGACACUGAGGCACUAGGAAAAGCAAUGAAAUAUUUAGAUAGAGCAAAAAUUGAAGAACAGAAAGAACUUCAGAAGAUAGAGAGAUGUUUACCUGUGGCCAGGACAGAGAAGCCUCAGACUGAAGACCCAAGCAACGCACUAAAAGCUUCAGAUAGGGCUGAAGACGAGACAAAGAAGGACCAUCAGAAGAAAGAUGGACCUUUACCAGCAGCACAGAUUGAGGAUAAAAACCAAGUUGAAGAACCCCAUAAAACAGGAAGUGCCACAGACAAAGCUGAAGAUGAUGGUGAUAAGAAUCAGAGUCUUCAGAAGCUAGACAGAUUUUCAGCACCACUAAGGCUUGAUCCUGUGCAAUGUUGCUGGGGCCAGAGCGAACUCUCCAAUGAUACACUAGAAGACAACAACAACACCCCGUCCAAGCCGAGGCUGCUGGACACCAGUGUCGUUUCAGCUCCCUGCGUAUCUCCACGAUUCCUACCUAAAAAUCAUUGCGUGGACCUGAGACCAGACGGGGUCGAAACCCGGAAGGUGCCCGGAGAAACCGAGAGGACGGAGGAGACGUACGGCAAACCUCAGCAGGAUCAGCGGGGAUCCAGGGAUGCCGGCACAGACUCCAGCAAGAACAAGAACGUGAAUCUACGAGAGCGUCUGCUGCAGUUUCCUCUCUGUGAGAAAGCUCUGUCGUUCAACAUCCAGCCUACAUCCAAAGAGAAACUGCUUCCCUUUGCUCAGUAUAACUGUUGCCAUGUGCUAUAGGGGAGACGUCUGAAGCUGUCCAGAUCUUUCUGGCCAUUCCACAAAGCUUGUCAAUAGAGUUCCUGCUUUUCUUCCCUCUUUACCAGUAAUGGGGUUUUAAAAGACACAGCACAUGUCCUUGUCUUUUACUGUGAUCUUGGAGGUGCUUUGGCCACACACACACACACACACACACAUACACACACACACACACACACACACACACACAGAACCACAUCUAUUCACUGUAAACCCAUAGCCUUCCAUGCCCUUUACCUAGCAUUCCCUGCUGCUUUCCUGUGUGGCGACUAACGUCUUAGCGCUGCUGUGUAUAUAGACAUCUAACCUGUAUCUACUUGCGAUUUGUGCGAUCUCAGUGACCUUUUAUUAGAACUAGCGUACGUCUUGAGAGUGUAGGAGCCCUGUGAAUAAAACAGUCGCUUGUUGUUUUUCACUGUAGCAGCUUCCUUAGAGCAGAGCUUUACCUAAAGACAUGUGAAGCAUCAAGCGGCACGCAUAGGGCAAACGUUCGAGCAGCGGUUUGAGCAAAAGCUCCAGUAUGAAAAUUAAAUCUGAUCCGAUUCCGAAAGAGAAAACAUUGCAAUCAUAUCUGAGUGAGCACUGCUCCAGUGCCACGUAAUUUACCAGAGUCCUUCCUGCCCAUAGAAUCAUAUUCAUUGUGUUCACAUCAUUUUAAAUGCACCAGCUAACCUGAGUUACUUGUCUAACCGUUAAAUCAACUGGAUAAAACAUCUUAUAUUCAAGUACACAGGAAAUGUCUUACCACGACUGGAUGUUGAUUUACAUUUCCUCUAUACAGCAUUUUGUUUGACAGCAUACUGGAAUAUGCAGCUAUCUAGACGCUAUAAUUACAACACAUUUUCCCAUAUAUUAUUGUUUUUUUAUGGGCUAACAUGGACUUUACAGUUGUCCACACUAAUGUGUUCUGGACAACUUGCAUUGCAUUGCAUGGAAACACCUUUAAAUCACAGAGUACUGAACAGCUAGUUUCUUUAAAUGUGUCACUGGAUCAUUCACCAAGUUCAAGUUCAGAUGUAAAUCGGAUGACCUCAUGUAGAAACAUGCACACGGAACGAAAAUACUGCUAACUGGGAGCUACUAGUGAUUCCAUUGUAUGUACUAUUGUUUAAACAGGACUGAUAACUGAA
Hemibagrus wyckioides is the source of this 4148-nucleotide messenger RNA. RefSeq names its product SNF related kinase b (gene snrkb). The coding region runs from base 301 to 3000 and encodes 899 amino acids. The transcript has 6 exons. The record is from RefSeq and is a predicted model, not a curated record. Gene Ontology annotation, molecular function: ATP binding; tau-protein kinase activity; protein serine/threonine kinase activity. NCBI's taxonomy places the organism in Eukaryota, Metazoa, Chordata, Actinopteri, Siluriformes, Bagridae. Gene Ontology annotation, biological process: protein phosphorylation; microtubule cytoskeleton organization; intracellular signal transduction. Gene Ontology annotation, cellular component: cytoplasm.